Messenger RNA from Pseudocercospora fijiensis CIRAD86, 315 nucleotides. RefSeq lists its product as uncharacterized. The coding region runs from base 1 to 315 and encodes 104 amino acids. The record is from RefSeq and is a predicted model, not a curated record. The transcript is spliced from 2 exons. Lineage: Eukaryota; Fungi; Ascomycota; Dothideomycetes; Mycosphaerellales; Mycosphaerellaceae.
AUGCCGCCCGAGCCUGUGCUGGACACAAACGUUCUCAGCGCCCAAUUUCGAAGACUUCCGGUACCUGGAGCAAACGUGCACAAACGCCAGAGCGCGAAUGAAGGAGCGUGGAGGGCGACAACACACAGUCAGGAGAUCAUCGGGAAUGCCAUCACCUCUCGGCAGCUCUCCCGUCAGGUUCCGCGUAAACAACGUAUUGCCCUCUCCGAUGCUCCCCUCGAAGGCGAUGUCAACCCAGCUGGAUUGAACGACACAAAGCAACCACUGCUCGAGAUCAAGCCUAAGGCGAAGUGGCCGAUGAAUCCUGCGACGUGA